CACACUGAGGAUGGAAAUGAAAAUGUUUUUUCUGUUGCUGCUGCUCGUCUGCUCCGUCUCUACAGCUGAGCUGCAGGCUCAGUCUGACAAUGACAUCCUGUCACAUGUAAGGCAAACUGAGGGCCAAGUGGAGAAGCAGAGAGUCUGACUGAGCAGCAGACCUGCACACAGGACAUCAACGCUGUUCUGAGAGAGAUGAGCGCCUGGGUGGCUGCACUGAAGGUGGAGGUGCAGCACCUGCAGAGAGACAAUGAAGCACAAGAAACUCAGAUCAAAGAACUGCAGGAUCAGAAUCAAGCUCAGGCAGCAGAACUGGCUGCUGUUAAAGUCACUGCUGAAAACCAAGUGGAGGCUCUGAAGAGAGAAGCAGAAGCUCAGGCAGCAGAACUGGCUGCUGUUAAAGUCAAAGCCAACAUGACUGGAAACCAAGUGGAGGCUCUGAAGAGAGAAGCAGAAGCCAAACGACUGGUUUUCUCUGCCUCUUUAUUGGCAUCGGGUUAUGGACACACUGGACCGUUCAACACCGACAUCACUCUGAUCUUCAGAAAUGUUGUUACUAAUAUUGGAAAUGCCUACAACCCAAAUACAGGGCUGUUCACUGCACCAGUGAGAGGAGUUUAUCACUUUGAGUUCCACAUUCAUGGACAUGGAAGUUCUUCUAAUCCUACAUCUGCUGUGUUGUACAAAAAUGGAGAGCACAUCUUUAUGGCAUGGACAACUCAUCCUGCUGGUGAUCAAAAAGCUUCUAAUGGCGUCUCACUGCUGUUAGAAAUUGAAGAUGUUGUAUUUUUGCGAAUGUUGGCCAAUUCAAGGAUUUAUGACAAUACAGAUCGUCACACUACAUUCAGUGGUCAUUUACUUUUCACCAUCUAAAAUAAUUAUUUUAUUACAACAUGUGACUGUAGCACAAUAAACCCCAUCUACAGCAAAGAUUAAUGAUGAAAACGAUUCAUUUGUAAAAUAAAGUUUAUUACAGUUUAGUUCAUCCAGCCUGCUGGUUUCUACAGCAGCCAUAAGUAACAAAUCUGUGCUGGAGAUUUGAUGUUAUUGUUGCUGUAAUCUAAUUAUAAAUCACAACUUCAAAACUGAACCAGAUCGUCUGAAUUAAAGUGUCAUUUACAACUUUUAUGAAAGCUGGAUGAGCAAACUGUCUAUUUGAAUCACAUUGUUUCUUUAUUUUCCAAAUUAAAAGAAUAGUGGAAACAGUAAUAAGAGGUUUCUGUCAAAUGUGUACAAUUCUAGUCUAUUACAUUAACUGUGUGAUAAACAUAUUAAAUGGUUUAAAAGAUUA
Poeciliopsis prolifica (blackstripe livebearer) is the source of this 1291-nucleotide messenger RNA. RefSeq names its product complement C1q-like protein 2. The transcript is spliced from 6 exons. The coding region runs from base 196 to 873 and encodes 225 amino acids. Lineage: Eukaryota; Metazoa; Chordata; Actinopteri; Cyprinodontiformes; Poeciliidae. Gene Ontology annotation, molecular function: protein binding. The record is from RefSeq and is a predicted model, not a curated record.